CUCUUGGGAGCUGUCCAACAUGUCAGCAUGAAAAGGAAAUAUUUCACAGCGGCUGCUGCUUGUUUGGGAGUUCCGUACACUCUACACUCAGAUUUCAAGAAAGAAAGAAUCUGCUACAUACAACAACUAAGACAGUAAUUCAGUCAAGUUUGAAGAUAAGAGCUGAAGCAAUUAAGAAUGUAAGAAAAAUACAACCAAGAUGGAAAAUGCCAAAAGGAACUGAGUUAACACGGCUAUUGCAGACACAGAGGACAAAAGGACUGUUCAUAGAACACUGUGUACAGUGUUCUUUUAGGAGUUAAUAAAUAUUUAAAUUCACAAAGGAAAAAGCGAUUUUACAUAAAAACACGUGAUAAAAAGUACAGACCCUGCUUUUGGUCAAUUUCUCCAUUACUUAUUUUCUUGCACAAAAGUGAAAUGGAAAGCGCUUUGUUUAACUCUUCCAAUUCCUCUUGUACUGAUUACAACUGCAUCACAAAAAGCGUUGAAGCGGCCAAUUUUACAAUGCCAGAACCUAUUCCAAACCUUUACAUAGCAGUACCCAUAAUGUACUCUGUGAUUUGUGCUGUAGGAUUGACUGGUAACACCGCUGUCAUUUACGUGAUCUUGAAAGCUCCUAAAAUGAAAACUGUGACAAACAUUUUUAUUUUAAACCUGGCCAUUGCCGAUGAACUAUUUACUUUAGUGUUGCCUAUAAACAUUGCCGAUUACCUUUUGCUGCAAUGGCCCUUUGGAGAAGUGAUGUGCAAAUUGAUUAUAUCCAUUGACCAGUACAACACUUUCUCUAGCAUAUAUUUCUUGACAGUGAUGAGCAUCGAUAGGUAUCUGGUGGUCCUAUACACAGCGCAAUCGAAUAAAAUGUGUUAUCGUACAUACAGAGCUGCCAAAAUAGUCUGUUUAUGUGUUUGGGCUUUUGUCACUAUCGCCAUCCUCCCUUUCACUGUUUUUGCAAAAAUCAACGACGACCACGGCAGAAUUCAAUGCGUUUUUGUAUUCCCGUACCCAGAGAGCCUGUGGUGGAAAGCAAGUCGAAUUUACACGCUCAUAAUGGGAUUUGUAAUCCCUGUAUCAACUAUCUGCAUCCUGUACAGCAUGAUGCUUUACAGACUAAGAAGUGUGCGCUUAAACAGUAAUGCCAAAGCACUGGACAAAGCCAAGAAGAAGGUGACCUUAAUGGUGUUAGUAAUACUAGCCGUCUGCCUGUUUUGUUGGACGCCUUAUCACCUCAGCACGAUUGUGGCGUUGACAACAGAUAUCCAACAAACCCCUCUGAUUAUUGGGAUCUCAUAUUUCAUCACCAGCUUGAGCUAUGCUAAUAGUUGUUUAAAUCCAUUCCUUUACGCCUUUCUUCAUGACAAUUUUAGAAAAAGUUUUCGAAAACUAUUAACGUGCAGAACAGCACCAUAGUGUGGUCCUUUUUUUCCAUGUACUUGUACAAUCUUGUCAUUUAAUGAAAAGUAUAUGAGUAACUUCUGUGUAUUGUUCUGGAGACAUGAAUGUUCAAUUGUUCCAAAAGAAGCAAUUUAUUAACUAUUGGUAUUAAUUCUUAAUCCCUAGCAUUGGGGGUAAUGGGGUCUUCUAAAAUGUAUAGGCUAUAAAAAGAUUAUGCUACUUGUAUGUGAAAUUGUUCAAAGGCAAGGAAAACCAUACCUAGCACUGAUGUUUAUUAUAUAUAUAAUUGUUCAUAAUGUAUAUUGUGUAUAUUUAGUGUUCCGUGUUUCCAAUUUAUACCGAAUUUUACUGGAAAAUUACAGGAUUUGUUUUCUUAACUGGACGUCAGUUUUUACUGAUUUAUACCCGAUUGUUGUCUAUUAUUCAGUAUUAUCCCGGUGCUAUUUUCUAGGUAAUACAAAAUAAUUUGAUUAAAAUGCUGUUAGAUGUAAGAGGAGCAAAUAAUGUUCAAAUGUGGUUCUCUGUCACUUCACAAACACACUAUCACCUGAUUAUGUUGGCCAAUCAAAGUUUGACUAUUGUGACAAUUGUUGGGCAUAGUAACUACUAGCUUGAUCAAAAAAGAAAUUUAAAUUGAUUGUAUCCCUAUUUUAAUAUAUGUAAAACAAACUACGAAAAAUUCCCAGAAUUUUUUUUUUUAAAAGAUAAAAACCGAAAACGCUGAACACUAUGUAUAUUGCACUAGCAUUGUACUUGAUUGAGUUUCUCACAUUAAUAUAUAUAUAUAUAUAUAUAUAUCUCACAAAAUACACUUUGUAAAACAAGUAAAACUAAUGCUGCUCAUGCCUAUCUUCUUUUUGCUUUAUUGUACCAAAACUUCAGUACAGGAAUUCUGUUGAAAACAAAACAUUGCUGGUGUCUAUUAUUACCAAAUGUUCAUAUAGUACAUUUCUGGAAAUGUACUAUAUGAACAAACAUUACUUUGGUAUACACUAAAUUACACACAGACAAACAUACAUAGAUAAAUAUACAUGUCAUAAGUAAAUAGAUACAAAGGUCUGUGAUAUUUACAUGUUUAUUCAAAUGAAACAGCAAUAAAGUCAACAUCAUUGGUAUCAGAUAUGUGGGCCGUCCUUUAGCUGUACUGCAUGAGAGUGGCAUUUUUCUUCUGAGGUAUGUUGUUCCACAAUUCAAGCAGGGUAUUUUUCAGGGCUGGAACACUACGAAGUGAACGAUGACAUCUAUGAAAUACCAAACAUUCAAACAGAUUUGAUUGGAUUGAACAUCAGGGUACAAGUUAACAUUCAUCAGGUACCAAAUAUUUUUAACCAAAUUAAUAUCCAGCAAUUGAUUUGGAGUCCAUAACCCUGAAAUUCCUCAAUUCUCCACAGGGUGCUGGUACACCGUCAUCCAUUGACACAUGUUCUCCAGGGGCAGGUGUUGGUAUUGAAAUGCAGGAAAGGGAUGGUCAUUUGGACUUGUCUAUAUAGAGAUACAGUAGAUGCACUUAAAAUGUAUAUUUUUUUCCAUAUUUGAUGAACAUAUAACCAAUGAAAACAUC
Messenger RNA from Acipenser ruthenus (sterlet), 2953 nucleotides. Its product is annotated as neuropeptides B/W receptor type 1-like. The transcript has 2 exons. Gene Ontology annotation, cellular component: membrane; neuron projection. Gene Ontology annotation, molecular function: neuropeptide receptor activity; neuropeptide binding. The record is from RefSeq and is a predicted model, not a curated record. The coding region runs from base 418 to 1407 and encodes 329 amino acids. Gene Ontology annotation, biological process: neuropeptide signaling pathway. Lineage: Eukaryota; Metazoa; Chordata; Actinopteri; Acipenseriformes; Acipenseridae.